This is a messenger RNA of Adineta ricciae, 459 nucleotides long. Lineage: Eukaryota; Metazoa; Rotifera; Eurotatoria; Adinetida; Adinetidae. The record is from the annotation of a GenBank genome assembly.
AUGUCAGAAAUUGCCGAGAUUAAUAAUAAUAUGAUAUCAUGUCGCAUAGCCAACGUUAAUGACAUAGAUAUAAUUUGUUCAUCUAUUGAUAACCGGGUAUUUAUUCGUUCUUUUCUUGAGCAAUCUAUUUCAUCGUCACAUUGUCAUGUUGCCCUUCUUAACAAUUCUCUUAUUGUCGGUUAUGCUGUUCUGAAUUAUACAUUUUAUGCUCAAGCUUUUAUUGCGAUGCUUCGUAUUCAUCCAUCGUAUCGUCGACAAAGAGUUGGUCUAACAUUAAUGAAAUAUUUAGAAGAACCAAUCCGAUGUACAACGAAGAAAUUAUUCACAUCAACAAAUUUAUCAAAUUUAGCAAUGCAAACAUUAUUAACAAAAUUACAAUAUCGAUUAACUGGCAUUAUUCAUAAUUUAGAUGAUGAUAAUGAUCCAGAACUAGUCUAUUAUAAAGUUAUCGAAAACUGA